This is a messenger RNA of Uranotaenia lowii, 1779 nucleotides long. RefSeq lists its product as uncharacterized. The record is from RefSeq and is a predicted model, not a curated record. Lineage: Eukaryota; Metazoa; Arthropoda; Insecta; Diptera; Culicidae. Bases 696 to 1754 code for a protein of 352 amino acids. The transcript has 2 exons.
GCGGUUAAGAUCGUGGAUAUUUACAAAUGCCAUAACCGAUACUGUAUUGAAGUGUUCAUUCAUAUCUUAAAUUAGUUAAAACGUUUAUUGAGUGAUAGUUUGAAUACAAGUUUUGAGAUGCUCAAAUCCACUCCUUAAAUAAGAGAGCGAAGUAUUUGCACAAAUGUUUUUUAAUCUUUUUCCGCAUACACUACAAGGCCGUGCUUUGUAUUGAGCUCAAGUGAAGAAGCAAUGAAUUCUCUUUUCAUUGAGCGAGGUGUGGAUGCUGCUGAAAGAAACCAAAGAAAGGCUGAAAAUUUAUCCUCUGCGAUCAAAUAACUGGGGAAAGAAGAAGGAAAUCAGUGUAAAAACGAAUCAUAAUUAAACGCUUCUAAGGCCUAUUAAGAAUGAUUGUUUUAUAUCAUUCACACGGUGCGUUUUCGGAAACGGAGAAAAAUUAUCAACAAAUGAGGGCUCACACGAAAUGUUUGAGAAGAGUCAAAUAACUAAAAAGUAAAAAUAAAAUGUGCAGUGUGCUGACGUGAUUGAGAAAAGGAAAAACGAAAAUAAAAAAGAAUACUGUCGGCAUCAACAGAGGUGUUAUUUGAGAGGCUUCACGAAAUAAGAAUUUCCAUUGGUUAGCAUAGUCAAAAGUUUUAGUUGAAGUGAAAGAAUUUCAAUGUCUUGGUCUACAAAUUAUACCAAAGUGUUCUAUCAUGAGAUCAUCACUCGGAGUCACGAAAAUUUUUACAUUUUAUUUUAUUCUCUUCAAUUUAUACACAAACACAAAAUUUUGUGUAAUCUCCGUCGGUGCCAAUCGCAUCAUUGGCAACAGUAUCAUUAAUAAUGAUGGCAAUGAUGAGUCAUUUAAUUUAGCUUCGACACAUUCCACUCUUGAUUCUGUCGGUCUAUUGAGUUAUAGUGCUAAAAGUAAUUACACACAUCAGAUGAACGCACUGUCAAAAGCGCACCACGUGCGCCAUAAGCAUCAUUUGGAAACUGGUCGCCAUAAAAUUGAAGCGAAGCGGACAGAUCCUUUGUUUGAAAAAAACUUUAAACCCGUGAGCAUGCAAACAGGUCGAAAUCGUGGUGCUGGUCGGCAUCAAUCCAAUCGUGAACACUCCGUGCAUGCAAGAAUCGUUAAAAAUAGUGCCAAACACGAGAAGAAAAGUGCAUUUCCAAAUUUUGAAGUAGUAUCACAUGCUGAAAAUAUUAGCAAAAGUAAACAAGGACACCGUAAAUUCAGGAGCUCUUCUAGCCACAACCACAUCGUUCCAGGACAUCACCAAAAGGAUACAAAUGUUAAAGACGAUCGUGUUGACCAACAAACAAUAGUAGAGCAUUUAGUAGUGAAAAAUGAUCAAGCUGUAGCUAAAGAGUUAACCGAACAAAAUAAUAAGUAUUAUAAUAGAAAUUAUUUUGAAGUGCUUCUUAAUAAUUUUAAAGCUAACUCUCCUUACUACAAACCACUUAAUGCAGUGAACAAUACAGAGUUGGCUGGAAGUAGUGCUGAAUAUGACGAUUAUGAAGAUUACGAUGAUGACUAUUAUUAUGAGGACUAUGAAUAUGAUGAAGAUGAAACACAAGGUGAUGCGGCAUAUGGUACAACGAAAAAUUCUAUCUUAAUAGAAGGUAUUAGUGAACCUGCCAGUACAAUAAGCUCUGUCUUCAAGCAUAGCACUAAAGGGAGCUCAAAUUCAACAAAAACUUUAGAUAAGGUAAGAACUAAAAUUAUUUUUCAUGAUUGUACAACGUGCUUGAUAAGUUUCUUUUGACUUCUGACACUAUUUGGUACUAUCA